UCCAUACCCCGUGCGCGAGAGACAUCAUUGUUUUGAUUUUGGUCGUCUGCAACGUCGAGGUUACCGUGCUCGGGAGACAUGACUGAUGGAUUCGUUUUCCGCGCUUGAACUAUCGUUUCUGAUGAUGCUCAGUGAAUUCCACCUGGUGUAAAAAUCCGGCCAUGUGAUGUGUGCACUAAUGUUUAUGUUUAAAUUUGAUGUGUGGUGAGUACAACAUCAGAUCAAAGAAAACCAUAACCUCGAAACCACGCGGCAAAGAGCCGCCAUGUACAAUCUGCCGGUGUCAAUUAAAAGGCAUAUAAUAUGGGAGUUGCCGUGACGGAGUAUGGCCAUGACGAGUGUACCGACACCAAAGAGCCGACCGAAUUCGAGAAGGUUCGCCACUUUUUCUUCGCAUCGGAAUGGAAUGCUAUGUCUUUCUACGAUAAAUGGAGCUUCGUAAAAAUCGUGAAAGACCUGAAACGAAUGAAGAAAGCAGGUUUGUCACUGCAGCUGCUAGGCCGGUUCAUUCUCAGGUUGGAAUUUCCACAAUGGAUGGACCAGUGGAAAUUGGAUCUUAGACUGGAUGAUGAAUGGAAUUGGAUUCCAAGCCUUUUUCUGCACGACGAUAUUGAGAUAAAAGACGCGUUCGAUCAGGCUGCUGACUUCCUCUGUGACGAGAAAGCAGUGUCAGCGCCUGCAAUGUCUCCAAAUCAUCUUGCUGCAUGGUCCCCUAUCAAAACGAGAAGGGGGGCUUCCCUCGCGCCGCCUCCAGACUUGAAGCUGGCAGUUUCAGUCCCAGAUGCUCUUCACCAAGGCCCACUCGAUAUUCAAACUUCAAGCAGUGAUGUAUCGAUUGAACACGACUGCGAGGGCUGUGACGGCGAGUGGAGGGGCGAGGAGGGCUGCCCACUGCACGGCCCGCUGCAGAUGGUCCUCGACACCGAGGUGCCGCUGGGCCAGCCGGACCGCGCGCUGCGCACGCUGCCGCCCCAGCUGGCCGUGCUGCCCAGCAAGAUCCCCGGCGCGGGGCUGGGCGUGUGCAGCACGGAGGAUUUGCCGGCCAUGCUGCGCUUCGGGCCGUACGAGGGCGAGGUGACCGCCAAAGACCAGCAGUCGGGCUACGCCUGGAACAUCGUGGUGCCCGGCGGCCCGGACCACUUCCUCGACGGCGAGGACGUGACCAAGUCCAACUGGAUGCGGUACGUCAACUGCGCGCGCAACAUCGGGGAGCAGAACCUGCACGCGUUCCAGCACGCCGGGUGCGUGUACUACCGCACCGUGCGCCCCGUGCCGGCGCACACCGAGCUGCUGGUGUGGUACGGCGACUCGUACGCCCAGGACCUCGGCAUCGACUCGGCCAGACCGAAGCCGCCUUCCCCGGCGGAGGAGGCCCCUGGCGCCCCCGGCCACUGCGAUGACUCCGCAGACGGAACCCUUCGCACUGUCGGCCACUGCGAGGGCUUCGGGGACGCGAACCUCGGUUCUGACGGCCGGAGCCGGAUCUCCCGGGCGUUGAAGAGGCGCCACUCGCAUUGCGUCUCGCGGCCUCCAUCGCCGCCUGAGACGGCCCUGAAGAGGGCCAAGUACAGCGAGUCCACGCAGCUGCCGUGCUCCGCCAAGUCCGCGGCCCCCCAGCCGCCGAGGCAGCUACGCUCGGGGCGCGUCUCGGUGCCCACCAAGCGGCUUCAGGUCGGCCACCAGAAGAAGAUAAAGACGCCCAGCUGCCGGACGUGCUACGCGGCCUUCCGCAGCCUGAGGGCCCUGCGCGCCCACGAGCGCGGCCACCCCACCUUCUGCCGCGUCUGCGAGGCCCACUUCGAGGACGGCGCCGCGUUCAAGCGCCACCUGCGGGUGCAUCCCGACGCCGCCGAGUUCAAGUGCGAGGACUGCGACACACCCUUCAAGUCGCAGGACGGCCUCCGGAGCCAUCGCUGCAGGCACAUCCUCCUCAAGAAGUACCACGGCUCCUUGUAUGAAUCCUUCGACACCCUGACGGAGGACGAAUUAAGUCAGGACGGCGACGCGAGGCGUCGGACGAGCACGCCGUGCGGUGCCGAGCACGGCGACACGCUCCAGCCGCGGGAGGACAAGCGCGACGAGGGCGUCGUUGGGUCAACGGCGUCCCUGGGCGACCUGCCACAAGACGCGGAGGAAAGUCUGUCUGUGGUCGAGGACCCUGGGCCGUCCGAGCGCGGGGAAGUCCUUGCGAACGAAGGACUGAGUGAGAUGACUGAUGUGGGCGAUGACCCUCAGCCGUCAGAGUGCGCCGAAGAGCCGACGGAUGAAAGUCUGUGUGUGAGUCCUGAUCUGGGCGAGGACCGCGGCGAGGACCCCCGGCCGGCCGCGUGCGCGCCGUGCGCGGUGAGGCCGAUUACCGAUGAGGAUGCCGUCGAGGAGCCACACCGCUGCUUGAGGUGCACGGCGCGCUUCGCGCACAUCGAGGACCUCCGCACGCACUUCUCCUCACACAGACGCGUUCUGGCCGAGAAGAAUCAGAGGAGGGAGGAAAAGAGGAAUAAAAAGGAGGAGGAGAAGAGGGAGGACGAGGACGACGAGAAGGAGAGGAAGAGAAUCGAGGAUGGGGAGAAGUGGUGGAGGAGGAUCGAGAAGGAGCAGAAGAGGGAAGCAAAGGAGAGAAAGAGGGAGGAGAAAAAGAUAGAGAGAGAGAAGCUCGGGGAAAAGAAGAAGAGGCAGACGAAGGCAAAGGGCCGCUGGCGGCCUGUGACCUGCAACAGGUGCGUCGGGUCCACGAAGACCUUCGCCACGAGAGAAGCCUUCUUGAAGCACAUCCUUGAAUCACAUUACUGGUUCGCAGAGAAGAUAAGGAAGGAGGAGAAAAAGAGAUGGGAUGAGAGGAGAAAGAGAAAGGAGGAGGAGAAGAACAGGAGAGAAGAAAAGAUUUUGGAGGAUUUGGCAACAAAGAUGAGAAAGGAGAAGAAGAAGAGAAAAAAGAAGAAGAAGGAGAAGAAAGGCGAAAUGAGCUGGUGGCGGCCCGUGGCCUGCAAUAGGUGUGGUGAGGACACAGAGACCUUCCUCACUAGGAGAGCAUAUUUAAAGCACAUCCUUCAGGCGCAUCGGUCAGCAGAUUCAUUCGAAGUGCACUUAGUUGAUUAACUUUGUUUAUUAUGUACGUGUAUAUUCGGGAAAUAGUUUUUAAAAUAACGUUAAAGCUUUUUUUAAAAUUAGGCUAAAUAAGGUUAUUUAUUAUUUUAUCAUUUGAUGAACUAAGUCAGCCUCCGCAAAUCCUUUAAAGAACCGUCAGAUAGUGUUCCCCGUUUACUUCUGUAAUGUACUGUGUUGUGUGCGUGAGGAAAGACAUGUCAAAAUGUAGAUGAGUAUGGGAGAAAACGUUGCUCAGUAAAUACAGUUUUAAAACGCUUCUUAA
Molecule: messenger RNA, 3367 nt
Organism: Thrips palmi
Lineage: Eukaryota; Metazoa; Arthropoda; Insecta; Thysanoptera; Thripidae
Exons: 7
Coding region: 304-3096 (930 amino acids)
Cellular component (GO): nucleus
Molecular function (GO): histone methyltransferase activity; protein binding
Source: RefSeq, a predicted model, not a curated record